Messenger RNA from Cryptococcus amylolentus CBS 6039, 1132 nucleotides. RefSeq lists its product as hypothetical. The transcript has 3 exons. NCBI's taxonomy places the organism in Eukaryota, Fungi, Basidiomycota, Tremellomycetes, Tremellales, Cryptococcaceae. The record is from RefSeq and is a predicted model, not a curated record. The coding region runs from base 109 to 912 and encodes 267 amino acids.
CGGCGGCCGGCGCCGGCGGGGCGAUCUGGCUUGAUCUUUCUAUGAUACUGUCCAUCGACAUUCACACCACAAUAAUAUUGCGCCCACUCGCUCCUCUGCCAGCUCAUUAUGGGUUCCUCACAACAAUCCCGUCCCAGGAAAACACGCACGUUUUGCCCUCACAGUUGCGGAUCCCGAGUGACAGACAUCGCUCGACAUGCUGCCCAUUGUCGCCGGCUGCGUUUAACUGAAAACAUCACCGAGGAGAGGAUUUGCGAGCUUGCGGAAGAAUGGUCACGUUCAGGAAAGAAGAGAAAGCAUUCCUCGCAUGUCACCGCAGAUAUGACCCCUACGGAGGACGACCCUGAUAGCCGGAAAGCGCGGAGGCCCAGACAAUUGGACUCAUAUGAGACUGGAGAUGACACUGGAGCGCUCGGAAUUGGCGAUGACCUCCCGGUCCUCCCGCCCGAUAUCGACGAUAUGGCGACAAUAGCAUUGUGCGAAGAUUCAAGCACGACAGACAGCUCGACUCCCCUGCCUACCACUACGACUCCAGCAGAUGAGUUCAACAUAUCCAGGGUGUUCUAUGGCCAUGCACAUGCCAAAGCAUUGAGAAGGGACGAAGAGUCCCAAUCUUCUUCCGUACAACGAAGCAUGGACAAUGCAGGCGACGAGAACGAAGAAGGGAGCGAUCACGAGGUAUGCGAUGCGAUGAUACAUGAAGAGAACCCAGGAGCGAGAAGCGGCGAGAGUGAGUCGAGCGUCUGGGCCGGGCACGUCCUGAAACAUCCUGGGGAUGGUGCACCCCGGAUCAUAGAGUCUGAUGGUGCAGAGUGGGUCUGUACGGAAGAGCGGGUGGGCCGGGAGGCGGAUUCUGAGGAGGAGAUGAGGAUGGUUGGCAGGGGGGCUGAGGACGAGGACGAGGACGAGUAGAGUCGAGCCUGGGGUGGAGGGUGUGAAGAAGAGGGUUGAGGGUGAGGACGACGGGGCAAGAAGGGAGGUCGUAGGUGAGUCUGGGCGAGGAAGGAGAAGUGACAUAACAAAGAUGGACGACCGGUCGAGGUAGCGAGAGCAGUCAGCAGAGUCGGCACCCUUAAGAUCCCCCAAAGCAAGGCCUGAUGACCAGAGAUGCAAUGAUACAGUACAUGGUCGA